Molecule: messenger RNA, 447 nt
Organism: Prunus armeniaca (apricot)
Lineage: Eukaryota; Viridiplantae; Streptophyta; Magnoliopsida; Rosales; Rosaceae
Source: the annotation of a GenBank genome assembly
AUGGAGUUGACGGCAAGGGGCAAAGUGAAACCCGAAACCACAGUCAAAUGGGUUGAUCCCGAGCAUUUCACUAUUACAAUGUAUCAUGGUGGUUGGAUGGUUAAGCAUUUGGGUUAUAUGGAUGGGAUCAUUUUGUAUCAUUAUAAGCUACAUGGGUCAUCAAAUGCAAUGACCUUGCUGCAAUUUGAUGACAAUCCACUAGCUAUUAUACCAAGUGGAAAUGGAUCAAGAUCUGCUACAAUAGAUGAGGAGCCAUAUGAGUUUGAUGUAGGAUGUAGUGCUCCUCCAACGACUCAAGGUUCAAAAAGCAAAGCAGUGGUAAGGGAUGCAAACAAUAAGGCUAGAAAAGGGAGAAAUGUUUUAGUUGACAGUAAGAAGAGAAAAAAAAUAGUAAAGGAAACAUUCACACUAGAAGGAAUUGUUCUUCAAAAGAAAAGAAAUGAGUGA